AUGCUGUUCAAAAGCAUACUGCUUUUCCUUUGCUCCCUGCAGCCGCUCGUCCACGCCCUCACUUAUCGCGCAGCCGAUAUCUCGUCCAUACUGGUGGUCGAAGAUGGCGGGAUCACUUACUCUUAUGAGAAUGGCACAGAGGCUAAAUUCGAGGACAUUCUCGCCGCAAAUGGCAUGAACACUGCACGUAUCCGAGUGUGGACCUCUGGAACGUACGAUUUGACCUACGCCUUGAAGCUUGGCAAACGUGUGAAGGACGCGGGAUUAAGGCUUCACAUAGACUUGCAUUAUAGCGACACGUGGGCGGACCCGGGUCAUCAAGCUAUUCCUUCGAGCUGGCCUACUGAUCUUGAUGGUCUGAACGCGGAGAUUUAUGACUACACUAUGGAGGUAGUACAAAGCUUCUUGGACCAGGGAACGCCCAUUGAUAUUCUUCAAAUCGGCAACGAGAUCAAUAAUGGACUACUCUGGCCUGUCGGCGAGAUCUCGGAGAAUGGCUUCUCUCCCGCUUCCCAGCUGCUUCACUCCGCGAUUCAAGGAGCAAAGGCCACCGGCGAGAACCCGACCAUCCUCAUCCACCUCGCGAACGGCUGGGAUUGGUCAGGCCUGGAGUAUUUCUUCGGAGGCAUUUUUAUUUCGGGUGCAUUGGAGCUGUCGGAGGUCGACAUGAUGGGCGUAUCGUUCUACCCCUUCUACGGUACUGACGCGACGCUGGCCAACUUGUCAAUAUCUCUGACGAACUUGGUCAAUGAAUACGGCAGAACAGUGGUGGUCGCUGAGACGGAUUGGCCGGUGUCGUGUCCGGGGGUUAAUUUGAGUGACACCAGCAUUCCCAUCUCGGUGGCUGGCCAGGCGGAAUGGGUAGCGGACAUCAGGAGUGUUCUGGAAAGUCUACCGGACUCAAUGGGCCAAGGAAUCUACUAUUGGGAGCCUGGAUGGGUCGGUAAUGCGGCUCUUGGCUCUUCGUGCUCGAACAAUCUUCUCGUAACGUCCAGUGGCGAAGCUGAAGCAUCAAUUAGUAUGUUCAGCAGAGAUAUGUAG
Laetiporus sulphureus 93-53 is the source of this 1041-nucleotide messenger RNA. RefSeq names its product glycoside hydrolase family 53 protein. Lineage: Eukaryota; Fungi; Basidiomycota; Agaricomycetes; Polyporales; Laetiporaceae. The record is from RefSeq and is a predicted model, not a curated record. Gene Ontology annotation, biological process: pectin catabolic process. The transcript has 6 exons. Gene Ontology annotation, molecular function: glucosidase activity. The coding region runs from base 1 to 1041 and encodes 346 amino acids.